UAACGCAAAAGAGUGGCGACGAGCAUCUAAUUCAUUUUUGUGCUGGAUUUUGUAUUUUUUGAGUAAUUUUUAAGUUCCACGAGGAAUUAAAGAAGCUUUUUUUGUACACAGUCACUCUUGCCAUCUCACUAAAUUGUCGUCUUCUUCCGCGGUAACCGGUUUUGAAUGGACUACCCUUUAUAAAGUCCCAAAUAAAACGCCGCCAUGUUUCACAACAGCUCACAGGGAAAAUACUGGAUUUUCAAAAGUGAAGACGAAGUUGAGCAGAAAAGAUACAAGGCCAACCACAAAUUCCGAAACAAGAUACUAGAAAGUGGGAAGCCCGCAGUCAGUGAGUCCAGGUUCCUGGAGCGACACGAGGAAGAGGUUUUAUUCCGACACUACGAGAGGAGGAUGCUGGACUUCUGCAACGCUUUCAAGCCCGCCAUGCCAAAGUCUGUGGUGGGUACGGCUCUCAUGUACUUCAGAAGAUUUUACUUGAACAACUCCAUCAUGGAGUACCACCCCAGGAUUAUCAUGCUGACGUGUGCAUACCUGUCCUGUAAAGUGGAUGAGUUCAACGUGUCCAGCACCCAGUUUGUGGGUAACCUUCUGCAGGAGACCCCCGAUGGGCAGGAAAGGGUUCUGGAGCAGAUUCUGGAGUACGAGCUGCUGCUGAUCCAACAACUCAACUUUCACCUGGUCGUCCACAACCCCUACAGACCCAUGGAGGGUCUGCUCAUCGACCUCAAGACAAGAUACCCCACGCUGGAGAACCCAGAGUCGCUGAGGAAGAGUGCCGAUGACUUUCUGACACAGGCAGCCAUGACAGACGCAGGACUGCUGUUUCCUCCGUCUCAGAUCGCUUUAACUGCUAUUUUGAAUAGCGCCUCAAGAGCCGGACUCAGCAUGGAGAGCUACCUGACUGAAUGUUUGCGACUGAAAGAGGACAAAGAGACUCUCUCAAAGAUGUAUGACUCAAUGAGACGGAUGAAAACCCUCCUAAAGAAGUAUGAACUUCCCAAACCAGAGGAGGUGAACGCUUACAAAAAGAAGUUGGAGAGGAUCCAUGUUGAAUUUGCCAGUACAAGCAACAAACGAAAGAGAGGGUAUGAAGAAGAUGGCCAUGUAUCAAAAGAACCACGUCUGGCAGAAGAGGACUGGACUGACGAAGACCAGUUAUGAGCAUUUACCCCCAAAUGGUUCUGGAUCCAAACAAAGUUUAACAAAACAAAGUUGUUGUAUUAGUUAAUUCCAAUAUUAAACUUGCUGGAUGAUGGCGUUAUAGAAAGCACAGGGUGUCACAGACAGUUUGCUUCAGUGUAAAUGUUAUAUUUACAUUCCUACAAGACACUAUCAAAUCUUGUGUUUGCCUUUGUUCUGCAGUAAGAAUAAAGAUAUUUUUCUACAUUUUGUGUCUAUAUGUUUCUGCAUGUUAAAAAACAGAAUAUAAUGUUUAUUACACAUGAUACUGUGUGCAUGUUUCUCCACCUUUGUCAGGGGACAAUGAAUGACUCCAUAAUCUACUUUACAAAAACUGUUUAAUAAGUGCAUGCAUGUCUGAUACAGUCUGUACUAUUCAAAAAAAUUAUUUACUGCUGUAAACACUUUCAUUUUACUUGGUUUCUCUGAUUAAGUGUCUUGUCUGGCAUUGAGAAGUUGCAAAAAAGACUUAACCAAAUAAUCAAAAAAUAGCUGAUACAAUAUGAGGAAAAGAAAUUCAGCUCAUCUCACUUAUAUACUCAUGAUUCCAGCAAGAGAAUUUAUUCUUAAUAUAAAAUAACCAUACUUUUCUGAAAGACUUUGUUCCAAUCUAGAAAACAAAGAAAGAAAAAAAGAACAAAUAGUCAGAAAUGCUAGUUUCAGCACUUUGCGGAUAUUGUCACAACCUUAAAAUAAAUCAGUCAAUUACAGUAUAAAAAGCAUUAUCGCUCAUAAUCCAGUUACAAGAAAAGGGGACUGAGAGAACUAGCUUCUUCAUGUCAGUUUCCUCAUAUUGAGCAGGAGGGAGGGGGAUACACUUUGGCAACCUGUGCUAUCAAAACACAUAGUGGGUACAAAGAAACCUCUUGAAAUCUUAAUAUUUGGCCCUCAUGAUGAAGG
Messenger RNA from Plectropomus leopardus (leopard coralgrouper), 2082 nucleotides. RefSeq names its product cyclin H (gene ccnh). Gene Ontology annotation, cellular component: transcription factor TFIIK complex. Gene Ontology annotation, molecular function: cyclin-dependent protein serine/threonine kinase regulator activity. The record is from RefSeq and is a predicted model, not a curated record. Gene Ontology annotation, biological process: DNA-templated transcription; regulation of transcription by RNA polymerase II. NCBI's taxonomy places the organism in Eukaryota, Metazoa, Chordata, Actinopteri, Perciformes, Serranidae.